This is a messenger RNA of Neoarthrinium moseri, 1146 nucleotides long. RefSeq lists its product as uncharacterized. Lineage: Eukaryota; Fungi; Ascomycota; Sordariomycetes; Amphisphaeriales; Apiosporaceae. The record is from RefSeq and is a predicted model, not a curated record. Gene Ontology annotation, molecular function: oxidoreductase activity, acting on the CH-OH group of donors, NAD or NADP as acceptor. The transcript is spliced from 2 exons. The coding region runs from base 1 to 1146 and encodes 381 amino acids.
AUGCCGUUCCACAAAGGCUGGCUCCCUCGCGAAGGGUUCACGUCGGACCCGGUGCUGAGCUUGAUCGGCAAGACCGCAUUUAACCCAGCAUUGCUACUGCCUGUUUUGCUGCUGGCCAAGUUCACGAAGAAGGGCGAGGACAUGUCUAUACUCCACUCGCUAGCAUUCUCGAGGGUCAAGACUUUGUUCUACAUUGGUCUGGCCAAGUGGCUGAGCGCCUACUACUCAGAAGGGGUCGUGAAUAACUGGACUAAGGACAAGUACGACUGGCCGAAUGAGAUUGCAGUCGUCACCGGUGGAGCUGGUGGGAUUGGUGGCCAUGUCGUCCAAUUGCUUGCCGAGCGAGGCGUGAAGGUUGUGGUGUUGGAUAUCCAGGACCUAACUUACGAAGCUGGCCCCAAUGUCCACUACUACAAGUGCGACCUGACCAACACGUCCGACGUCAAGAAGGUGGCCGCCAAGGUGCGCGCCGAGGUGGGCGACCCGACGAUCCUGGUGAACAACGCGGGCAUUGCGCGGGGCAAGACGAUCCUGGAGACGACGGAGAAGGACCUCAAGUUCACGUUCGACGUCAACACGUUCGCGCACUUCUACACGGUCCGCGAGUUCCUGCCGGCCAUGAUCAAGCGCGACCACGGCAUGGUGGUGACGGUGGCCAGCUUCGCGGCGUGGCUGACGGUGCCCAACAUGGUCGACUACGGGGCGUCCAAGGCGGCGGCGGCGUCGUUCCACGAGGGCUUGUCGGCCGAGCUCAAGACGCGGUACCGGGCGCCCCGCGUGCGCACCGUCGUCGUCAACCAGGGCUACACCAAGACGGCCCUGUUCACCGGCUACCACAACGACUCGCCCUUCCUGGUGCCCGCGCUGCAGCCCGAGAGCGUGGCCGAGGCCAUCGUGCGCCAGAUCCUCACCGGCAAGAGCGGCCAGGUCAUCACGCCCGCCUUUGGCUCGACGCUGCAGUCGCUCCGCGCCCUGCCCCAUUGGUACGGCUAUAGCCUGCGCGCCAAGGGCGAGAACAUCAUGACCAACUUCAGGGGUAGGCAGGUGGUCAAGGAUUUGGACACCCAUUAUGAGGGUAGGGAUAAGGAGUCUGUGGAAGAGAGCGCUGUGUUGGUGCCCGAGGAAAAGUCAAGGAGAGGGGAGUAA